Molecule: messenger RNA, 9065 nt
Organism: Spirometra erinaceieuropaei
Lineage: Eukaryota; Metazoa; Platyhelminthes; Cestoda; Diphyllobothriidea; Diphyllobothriidae
Source: the annotation of a GenBank genome assembly
AUGCAGUUCCUUGAGCAGCAUCACCUACUCUGUGAUGCGCAACACGGCUUUCGAAGUGGUAUGUCCUGCCUCACGAAUAUGCACUUUACGCUCGAACGCCAGACCAAACCACCCGAUGAAGGUUGUGUGGUGCACGCCAUCUACAUCGAUUUCAAAAAGGCCUUCGACAGCGUUCCCCAGCAACGUCUCUUGCACAAACUGCACAACGCUGGAAUUGGUGGACGCCUUCUUGUAUGUAUCCAGAGCUGUUUGGCUGGACUGUCCGAAAGCGUGCAGGUUGUGCAUCGACAUUCCUCAGAGGUAAGCGUGGUGAUUGGCGUCCCACAGGGCUCAGUCCUAGGUCCCACGUUAUUCAUCGUUUUCAUAAAUGCCUGCGUCAUGGACUUAGACAGUGAUACCAUCCUGUUUGCCGAUGACAUUAAAUUGGGGAAAGUUAUUCACAAUGCGGCAGACGCAGACCACCUGCAAGCAAACCUGAACAGGCUUGAACACUGGUCGAAGCGCUGGCUGAUGCCCUUCAGUAUAAGCAAGUGUAACUUUCUUUAACUAGGCUGCUGCAGAGCCUCCAGCCCCAGAAUUCACUUCCUAGAGGUCGCAACACUGCAACAGGUUGACAGUCAGAAGGACUUGGGUGUAUGGAUUACAUCUUCACUCAAACCAACACUGCACUGCGCGAAAGCGGCUAACUCGGCUAUGGCUACACUGCAACUCAUUAAGCGAGCAUUUAUGGGAUUUGACCCUGACUGCUUUUCCAAAAUAUUUGUCACCUUUGUGCGACCUCAUCUAGAAUACGCCAUACAGGCCUGGAGACCUUGGACUGCCAAGGACUAUACCGUUUUGGAGUAGGUCCAGAGACGGGCGACCAAAAUGGUCUGGGGGCGCUGACUUACGAAUCUCGACUGUCAACUCACAACCUGCUUUCACUUUCCAUAGGAAAUUACGUGGUGACCUUAUACUUGCAUUUCGCCUUAUUAACGUCCUAUGAUGUUGUUUAGAUCCCACUGAUUAUUUCACACAAGCUAACACGCCCAAUUUGCGCAGUCAUCUCCUAAAACUACGCGCCGGGAAAGCAAGGAUCAAUGAAAGAGAGUUCUUUUUCAGUCACAGAGUGGUUGCAGCGUGGAAUGCCCUGCCCACCGAUGUAGCAACCUCUUCCUGUGUGAAGUCUUUUAAGUUUAGACUUGACGCGCAUCAAGCCUCCUUAGUUAUUAGCCUUACAUCCCCUCACAUAACCUGGCACAAACGUAAACGUUUUAUACUACUUGUAACUAGCUAGUAACCGUUAUUUAUUAUUCUUUUCGUACUAGCUGUCAAUGAUUAUGUGCAUAACCCCUUUUUUUCGCCUUCCCACUAUCAGUGUUUUUCUCUAACGACUUGUACCCAAUAGGGAGUUCAAGGGCACUAGCCUAUAUUUCCCUUUAUAAUCUGAAACUGAAAAAAGAUAAAAAAUAUCUUAAAAUUAACUGUAAUGCAGGCUGCUAUGAAUUGCCCAGUUCUUAAUCACUGCCAUUAUAUCUACAACGCGCCAUUGACCAUGAUAAAUUAAACUUUUGUAUCGGUUGAUAUGCAUAUGCUUAUAUAUAUAAUUAAAAAUUAUGGGUAAUAAAGUGAACAAAUAAGUUGCCUUCCACAUUUUGUAAUAUCAGAGUCGACUCUGCAAGCGCCACUCAUUUCAGUUUUAUUAUUUAUUUUAAAACGUUUCAUCUGGACUGCCAUUUCGCAAUACAGACCAACACCCGAAGGGGCGUCGAGAUUGAAGGACAGCCCAUAGCGUUGACAUGACGUUGAUUUCAGCGUCUGUAAAAAUCUGCUUGUUUCUUUCAUUUUCUUCACAGUUAGGGUUGUAUAAAUUUGAUCUAAGGGAUAAAUAUUGUUGAUUUGCGAACACAAUUUGCUCCACGAAUUUGCUUUUUGUAUGAACCAUUGUAAAGUUUGCAUGAAUGCGUUUGGCUUGCUGGCGCUCAGGCAAUUUUCCAUAGGCUCGCUUUGACCAAAAGCUGUCCGAUGAUAACGGUUUAAAAAGGGCCUGCGAUGUCAGUACAGAGGCGUAAAUAUCGACUGUGCAAUAAUACAUGGUAAAGAAACUGUCCUCCUUAGAACAGGUUACAUUAUCCUUAAUAACAAACGUCGCUAAACGACCGGACAAUGGAGAAACACAUUCGGGUAACAGAACGGGUACUUUAAAUUGAAGACGACUCUCUAGAAGUCUUUUGAAUAUUGUAGUCAUCUGCAGUUCCGGAUGAGGUCCACACCUUACUCCAACUACGGGAAAAAAUAGUACACGACAUUACUAUCUGGAAUUUAAUGUUAUUCAAAAAAUGCAGGUGUCUUCUGUGAGAACACCUUUGUCAAACGUAAUAUUGGAAAGAGAAUGUGCUUUUUUGCAAACUCAUAUGUAUAUAUGUAUCGUCAAACAAACUUUAUUUAUAAUCACGCAUUAAACACGUACACAUAAGUUAACAUUAAAACAGGACAAUUAAAAGGAAAAGCGCUUUGUACAACAAAAUAAAGAUGGCAUUUGCUUCCUCCGACAAUUUUAUAUAAGGUGUUUUUAUUGGCUAGCGUAAGGACUGAACAAACUAGACCACCACAGACUCAUACUAGAAAAUGACUAUAAAUUAUUAAGUUCUGCAACUAAUUUAAUAAAUGACAGUAAUCAUCAUAAUAAUGUGUACUUUUUUGAAAAAGAAUUAUCAUCAUAUCCCACAAAUUUUCAUAUGCACUGACUUAAGUAACAUAUUAUUUGUAACAUUUAUUUGCCACAGUGUACAUAGAACAUUUAAAAGUUGGUAUACGAUUAGUAUACGUCUAAAACCAUUAAAAUGUUAUAGCAUGCGAUGAUAAGGAGGUGCAUUACAGACACUUUGAAAGUUACUAAUUAUGUGAAAUAAAUAUUAAUUACUAAUAAAUAUUAAUAUUAUGUGAAAUUAAUAUUAUGUGAAAUUAAUUAAUUAAAAUUCUUGUUUUUAGUGUGUUUCUGAUUGACAACUGAAGUCGUUAAACUGCUUGAUAUCAAGAUAUGAACAAUACCGAUAAAUUAAUUUGUUUGAAAUGACGUCAAUAUUGGCAACUUCUACAGUAUUUUAACUUGUAUAUACUAUAUAUUACGUUGCAGAGAUUACAAAAUAGGCAUUUGAUAUAUAUAUAUAUAUAACAUAUUUCACUCACGUGCGCUGUCUAAACGCUGACUCCAUAAUUUGCAGCAUGUGCAAAUCGUUACUAUGCAUAGUAAGUACAAAAUUACGCGCGAACCCAUGAUUCUGCUGUUAGGUAGAUAUUCUUUGCAACCUGCGGGUCAAUUUCUGUAAGAAGAUGUUUGAAUGUCAAGCACGUGGAUGUUAAUAAAGCAGCUGUUUAUCUCGCGCCGCCCAAAGAGAUCCUUACGAAGUUGGGAUAGGUGGCCAAUUGGAUGAGAGCUUUAAGAGGCAGCCUAAAAUAUGUGAGCGUAAAAUGGCAGUUAACUUAAUAUAUUAAUUGCGCAAAUUCUUUAUUGUUGUCAAGGUCGAUGAUGCUUAAUAAUUCUUUCUGAAUGGAUGGCAAUGCACUCAGGCGACAGAGCAGGGUUCCAUAAGGCUAUUGUUCGCUUUAUCAGUUACAGCCGUAAUGCCAGACAAUCAGCAUGGAGAAUAAAUUCGCGUGGCCUAUGCUUAUCAACUACGAAUCUCAGCAUUGUGUGGUACAGCGAGAUGUAAUGGUAAAAUAAGAAAUCUGCCAGAAAAUCGUCAUGCAUAUUUAAGAAAUACUGCGGGUUAAAGCAAUCUAGGGGAUCUUUCCCCUGUGUGGGUGUUAUAGACACUGUUUUUUUCUGCAUUUUGUUCGUUUUUUAUUUGACAGUGUGUUAGUCACUUCAGUUUAAUUCAUCGCAACCAUUUCUUACUUCUUCAGGGCUUUCAAGAUUGUAAAGGAAAUCAUCGACAGAGUUAAUAUCAGCAUCAGAAGCCAAUCAAAAAUUAGUGGCGCUUAUGCAGUAGUGAUCGUCGCGGCUGCUGUUUGCGCCGGCGCUAUAUCAUUGACCUAAGGAUUUACUGGAUUCUUAUUUAAUGAAAAGGUUUAAAUCAAUUUGCAUCUUCUCUAGAUUCUGCUUUAGGCAAUUAUCUGCGUGCCCCAAAGUCAAACUUUUAAACCAACUGCGUAGAUACGGGUACCCAACUGUGAUAAUCAUUCAUAACCCAGCCCAGCUAUGAUUUUGUACGUGCCAUCCGAGGUCUCUGCUAGUCUGAUCUGUGUAAUUACAAGGACAAGUUAGGUUUAGUGGAAUGAAAUCCACCCCUGGUUUUCGUGGACAUGCAGAUCGCAGGAAAUCUCAGCCAACGUACAACUUCAAUAAUUCGUCUUACAAUAAUGCGCUCAGUCGCCUCUGACACAGUCUUGAUGUGUGACAGAUUGUACAACACUAUAUGGACCCUUUAAUUUUAAGCCUUUCUGGGAGGCGCGCAGACCUGUAGGGAGGGCUUUAUGAACGCCAGCGAUUAUGCAUGCAUCAGGCCUCUGUAACCCCUUCUAUCGGAUUGCUCUGAGGCAGAUGAGUUCGUCUAAAGGACGUUUUUUUACGAGGGGUCUCUCCUGAGCUACUGGAUGGGUUCCUGCGAAAACUUUUCAGAUGCCUGCCGCGAUUAUACCCAUCCCGUAGACGCUGGUUUCCCUUUUGUAUUGGAUUAUUGCCUGACAGACACAUCCCGAAAUCGAGGCCGACACAAAGAUAUCCCGAUAGUAAAGCUAUCUCCAUGAUUUAAAAUCAGCUCGCUCGACCGAUUUUUUGUCGCGCCUUCAUUCCUACGACAAGACUGUUUAUUCUUUAGUUCGAAUCUUACUGUUUGCCCUACUUACCUCUACCAAAUUUUGAAUCCGCUUAUUUCUAGUUUUGUCCCCCGUCAGAAAUUAAUUAAUAUCUGAAAUGAUGUUUUCCUACUCAUACAUUUUCGCCGCAUGUUACGUAGACUUUUUCAUCUAUUCUAUCUUAAGAACGGUGCUUUGGUUGUGCCCUUGACUUUUAAGUAUGCUAGCAGACUGUCCAGACGAAAACAAAUAGCCGGAUUGGUCCACUUUACUGAAAAAUGUUUGUUAGGUGUCCCAAAACCUUCCAUCAGUAAAGUUAAACUCGUUCAAAAGCGCAGUAUCCCGCUCCAUGAAACGUUCUCGGUAAACCUAUAGUUGAUUUUCAGUUGCACGCAGACGGUUUUAAUGCUAUUUUGUCCAAAAUAUUUAUAUAAAACGCGACCAUUUCGCUUCUGCCCAUCCAGAAUUUGACAAGGCAGUACCGGAAAUUAUAACUUUCACUCUGUGGGAUGUGAUUGUAGCACUGCAUUUGGAUGCCUCCUGAUGAUAAUAUAAAACAGUUUCGAGAUUUACAGCCGAUGGACUUACCAAAGAAACGUUACUUUAUAUUCUAAGUUUUGUGCUUUCUGUUCAAAAGGAUUGUCGAAUUUUAAAUGUUUUAUUAAUUAUGCAGCAGCAUAGCCCUCAAAUAUUAUAUCAACACUUAGAUACUGGUUAUUUAAUAAAAUUGCCGUCAACAGUCUGCAAAACUACCUUUGAAGAAAAUGGCCAUUUAGACAAAAACAGUCCUUCAGAUCCGGGACCUCUUUAUAAUUUCAAUCAGAUUUAAUAGCAAGCUACCUUGUUCUACUCCUAUAUUGCUUAUUUAGUUGCAUAUUGCUUCUUUUUCCUGGCCUGUCAUUUACCUGUUGGUUAUUGGCUAUAUCUAAAGUCACCAUAGUUUUCACCCAGUAAUGAUUUACAACUCUCUGAAAUUCGUAAAUGAAUUUUGGAAGCUGUGUUUGAUGAUAAAAUACUCACUCAUGAUUUACCCUUCAUUCAUUUAAUAACUAUCCAUGUAGAUUCCAGAAUUUCAAUCAUAAAGUCAAGUUUCGUAACUGGUCCCAGUUGGUGUGCUGUUCAAUAGGAAAAAAUGAAAAUGAAUUUGCCCUUAAUUUUGGUGCAUUCAAAAAGGACCUCUUUGACAGUGACCAAGUGGUAAUUCACUGAUGCUUACCGCUUACCUUUUCAAAAAAGACUAAUUUGGUUCAGACUUAUACAAACUACGAUUACGUUUGUAUCGACUUAAUAUAUAAUCAUACUUGGUAGCACAGCCAUUCAAGCACAAUUUUCAAUGGUCAUCCUAAAGUUUGUGCGCGUAGAUAUCUUAAGUCUAUUUCUUUGAAUUCACCAUGUCUUAUCUUCAUUGCUACGUACUAAGACACUUGAGACGACAGCUACGUGAUCUAUCCAACAGCUCCUUAUCAGUUCAUUUUCAAAACCAAGGGGUGUUUGAAGUGGUCUCAGGAAUUCGCAAAGCGCGCGACCUUAAUCACCUGCUCUCACUGAUCCGAAAUCUGGCAAACCGGCCGAUAACAUCUACUAUCAUAGUUCCUUCCGUAAGCUUGGCCACGGACGUCUACUGCUGCUUAAGAAUACCUAAACCUUCCUCAGCGAUGGAAAUGACAAGACAGACUUUUUAAAGGCUUUCUUUGAGAAACAUCUUACUACUGAGUCCGAGUAAGUCCCUCUCUUUCGUUCACGUCAGGGUUAGACACAGAGUACAAUGUAUGUCUCCUCAGAUCUUAUUAACACACACGUAGGUCGUUCGAAAAAAUCGCACCGCUUAGGAACGGACGGAAUUCAAUUUUCGAUCAUUAAACAAACAUCCGACCGUCCUAGAUUGCUUAGCCAUCUGUUCGCGGCUUAUAUUUCAAAAUAUUUUUUUCCUGAAACACAAAAGCGUUCAUUAGUAUCCGUGUCUUCAUGUCGGGAUGUCGGUGCAAUAUUGUGAACUAUCGGAGCGUGCAAAAAACCCCGUGUCUAACAAAAUGCAUUAGGGAAUUAUUUUCAUCGAAGUUUUUGACUUCCGUAUAGCUAAUCGGCUUCUUAGCGUCAAUCCCCCUUAGUUUUUACUCGAACGAUCAGAUGAUACUUGUCACUUGGCAUUUUCCAAUCUAGUCACCUCUUUUUGUAAUGAAGAGCAGUCAGUGGUAGUAAUCUACUUCAAUGUUAGAAAAACUAUAGAUAAAUUGUCUCGUGUGAUUGUUUUAGUAAAUUAAUAGCUCUCCGCAUCUGGACGCCUAUAGUCAACUUUUUCACGUCCUAUAGAUACAAUGUAUAUCAGAAUGUCAUGAUCGGAAUUAGCUACUGGAAAUCUCACUCGGGACAUUACACCUGGGUUCGCUAUUUUUCCUUCUUUACAUGAAUGAUUUUUUUACGAAAUUCAGAAGUUGGCAAGCUUUUGUUGAUGCGGAUUACCUUAAGCGUGACAAAUCAUGUUCUACGGAUACUGCAAAUCUUUGUGUUGAAACAGCAAUGCCGAUUUCCGAAGCCUAUGCAGAUGGAGUUGAACAUGGUAAAUGGAUUUUUCCUAAUCUAAGUAUAGUUUCAUGUCUAUUUUUCCAGUCUGGUCCCGUAAUUUUUCAGAACCACUCACUCUCAUAAUACUUCCCUACAAAAGACCUAGGUUAAAUUUAUAUAAAUAAGAUAGCUUAUUGCCUUAUGCAGAUAGUAGCUCUGCCAAAGACGCACAUAUAUGUGGGUUCAUAUCACAUUAAUGUUUCCUUGAGGAAAUGAAGCUAAAACCUUAUCCAAUGUUUGUUUUUUCCACUCCUCGAAUACUGGUGUGCUUUUUGUGGAUUAAUAACCGCCUGUGAACGUAAUGAAAUCGAAAAUUCUCAGAUGGUUUUCAUUUAAAAACUUAUCUUCCAAGCUCCGUCCAAUAUUUCUUGUUCUCAGGAAUUUCAGCCAGAUACCAUUGAGUUUUUGUGUGUAGGAAGCCUCGAAGGUUACCUUUCCUUCCUCGCAUUAAUUAUAGCUCUAAACUUCCGCUCACUAAUGCUUACACUCCGUCUGUUUGGUUUUAUGUCACGCGAAACUCCUCCAUGCCGAUUCCGUAGCCUACUUCCACUACAUAUAAACGCUCCAUAUUUGUGCUUCCGCAUAUGCCGUCCUUCGGAAUAAUCUUCCCGCAAAAAUUAGAUCAUUGCAGAAGUUAUCAGUAUUCAAAAGGAAACUCCAAGUGCGUCUUCGGUGCGCCCUCCCUAGAAUUUCUCGGUCAUCUGCUCGACUCCCACGACAUUCGGCCUCUUCUCUUAAAGGUUGCCGCCAUUCGGAUCUUUCCACUCCCUAUCUCGAAGCGUCAGUUGCAACGGUUUCUUGGUUCGGUAUUAUUUAUCGCCGGUUUCUACCGAACUGUGAUGAUCCCAUGUUGCCGCUCACCAACAUGCUUUCUGGUCUCAAAGGCCCCCUCGCGCUGACUGGUAAAGCACUGUCUGCUUUGAGAGAAUCAAGAAUUUCCUUGCUGAUGUCAACUAACUUACACAUCCCGCUCCCGAAGCUCAGCUGUCUCUGAUUGUAGAUGCUUCGACCGUAGCCGCAGGUGCAGUCCUUUAACAACACCUUGCUGGUUCGACUCAGCCACUUGCUUUUUCUCCAAAAAGCUCUUACCAGCUGAGACACGCUGCAGUACCUUUGGCCGUGAACUACUUGCCAUUUACCUGGCUGUGAAGCAUUUCCGGCAUUUCCUUGAAGGUCGUGACUUCACUGUUUUCACUGACCCCAAACCGUCGACUUUUGCACUUCGUUCCCACAAUGACAAUCUAAACCCUCGGGAAAUCCAUCGACUGGACUACAUCUUCCAGUUAAACUCAGAUAUCCGCCACAUCGACAGGUCACGGAAUGAGGUGGCUGACGCAUUGUCCAGGCCCUCCAUUGCACAUCUUCAGCUUUCACCCAGGAUUGACCUCGUUGUGAUGGCCGCUGAACAACGCUGUGUCGGUCCACCCUGUGAUGAUGAUGUUGCUGGACUCCAACUUCAGGAACUACCACUGACAACUGGCAACGGCACCAUUUUAUGCAACGUAACCAUCCCAUCUCAUCGUCCAUUUUCGCCACCAUCCCUCCACCGCAAAGUUUUCUCCUUCCUGCACAAUCUCUCUCGACCUGGAAUUCGAGCAACCGAUAAGCUGGUUUCCGAUCGCUUCGUCUGGCCUGGAAUACACAAGGACCUAAAACCAUGGACACGGGCUGUCAACGGAAUAAGGUCCGACGGCACAAUGGUUGUUCCUAUCUCCUCACCUGUGUGA